Molecule: messenger RNA, 3065 nt
Organism: Rhea pennata
Lineage: Eukaryota; Metazoa; Chordata; Aves; Rheiformes; Rheidae
Gene: GCH1
Product: GTP cyclohydrolase 1
Exons: 6
Coding region: 1-717 (238 amino acids)
Biological process (GO): tetrahydrofolate biosynthetic process; tetrahydrobiopterin biosynthetic process
Cellular component (GO): cytoplasm
Molecular function (GO): zinc ion binding; GTP cyclohydrolase I activity; GTP binding
Source: RefSeq, a predicted model, not a curated record
AUGGAGGCGGCGCGGAGCUGUAACGGGUACGCGCGGGAGGAGAAGAAACCGCCGCCGCCCUCCUCAGCGGGCGCGGAGAAGCCGCGCGUCCCCCCCGGCUGCGGCGGCGGCCUGGACGGCUGGCGGGGCGAGCGGCCCCGCAGCGAGGAGGACAACGAGCUGAGCCUGCCCAGCCUGGCGGCCGCCUACACCACCAUCCUGCGCUCGCUGGGCGAGGACCCCGAGCGGCAGGGGCUGCUCAAGACGCCCUGGCGGGCGGCCACCGCCAUGCAGUUCUUCACCAAGGGCUACCAGGAGACCAUCUCGGAUGUUCUGAAUGACGCCAUCUUUGAUGAAGAUCAUGAUGAGAUGGUAAUUGUGAAGGACAUAGACAUGUUCUCGUUGUGUGAGCAUCACCUCGUUCCAUUUGUUGGAAAGGUACAUAUUGGCUAUCUUCCUAACAAACAAGUACUCGGGCUCAGCAAGCUUGCUAGGAUUGUGGAAAUAUACAGUAGAAGAUUACAAGUCCAGGAACGCCUUACCAAACAAAUUGCAAUAGCCAUCACAGAAGCCUUACAGCCUGCUGGAGUUGGAGUGGUUAUUGAAGCAACGCACAUGUGUAUGGUAAUGCGUGGGGUACAGAAAAUGAACAGUAAAACAGUAACCAGCACAAUGUUGGGUGUAUUCCGGGAAGAUCCAAAGACCCGUGAAGAAUUCCUGACUCUCAUCAGGAGCUGAAACUGUGCCAUUCUGUAAAUGCACUCUGGAGGUUGUUCUGUCCAGUGUCACUGUCUGUUCUUAUCUGUUUCUACAUCUCAUUUUUAAACUAAAUUGUCGUGAAUUGUUGUCAUAGUCUUUGUGCAGUGAAAGACUCUUGAUGGCAAAUGAAAAAUUUAAUGAUGAGGUAGGCUUGUCCUGGAUUUCUCAUGUUGCUGGUGUCAGAAUUACACAGCUUUGAGUGGGGUUUUGAAAAUGCUUUUUCAUCUGGAACAUGAAAUAUACUGCCAUUAGGAGAAAAAUAGGGUUUGAGAAUGAAAUUGAUAUUUAUGAUAUAGUUCUGUGUAGUAGAAUAAAUAUAGUGCAGCAUAGGAAACAAUUGAAAGGCUGUGGCUCCUUGUAGGACUGCUUAUGUGCUGCAAAUACUGUACCACUGCCUGAAAAGGAUGGUCCUGAAUUAUCUCUGACUACAUUUUAUUACAAAUCCUUUGGUGGCUGUUUCAAUAUCUAGAUAUGUAUGUUAUACCUCUUUGAGAUGUUACCUCUGGCAGUGUUUUAUAUUCUUGCUAGUGUGUUUUGAAGUUUGAGAAUGAAAAAUGCGUUUCUCCUAGCCUUUUAACAUGCAGGGAAUUAAUUGCUAAAUGAUUCGGGGCACAGCCUUAUCUCAGUGCAAAGGGUUUUAUGUAGCUUCUUCUCUGUGCCUCAAAAUUUCUGACCGUUUUAGCUAUCAAUUUCUGACUAUUUUUUAAGUAAACUUUAACAGGAAAAAAAAGACCCAGAGUCUGUGUCUGGAAAAAGCUAAGAUAUCCAAAGAUGUUUUUAAUGAUUUUUAUAUGUUGGGUUUACCUUCCCAGAUUUCCAUGGAUUUAGUAGACUGAGUACCUAAAACUAGUCUGGUAUUCUGAAAACAACAAUUUCUCUUCAAACACUUCGAGAUUUGCUUCUGUUAAAUGUUGGACCAUAGGUAGGCACUGAAGUCUUGAGUAGAGUACGUUGUACCUCUCCUGCCUGUUGUCAAGUCAAUUCCAGGCUGCUUCAUCCUGAAAUUACAACUUAUUUCAUAAGAGCAAUUGAGAAAAGUAUUUCCAAUGCCAUCAAAAUGAAUUAAACCACAUUUUUUGCGUGUAUGUGGCAACCUCUGUGUGUGGCUGUGUUGGUACCAAAUGUUUCAGUCCACUGGACUUGGCUGAACUUCUUACAAGUUACUGCAAUUUUAAUGAGUGUUUUGUAACUCUUAAUUGGGAAAAUAUGAUGCACAAAUGAAAACCACCCUUCUCAAACUAAAUACAGGAGGCAAAACUUAAAAUAAAAUGUCAACCAGCAUGUCAGAUGGCUACACUGCACAUUCCUGUAGUCAUAUCUGCAUUGCUGAAUGUGAACCCAGGAUGAUCUGUAUUCUAACCUAAAAGGCAGUUCCUAGUUAGCAAGUUGGAUCUUACUAAUUCUUACACAUUCAGGAUCCUCUUUUCAGCCUAUGCUGGAAACAAAGUAAAACUUAUGCCAGGCUGAAUUUCUGUAGAACCUAAAGAACUUGAAAGAGUAUAAAUAAGAAAGGCUUUAAAAAAAAAUCCCCAUCUUUAUUUAUUGCUGUAAUUAUCCACCCUUAUUUUUGCCAGUAACCUCAUGUAUUUCAUUAUACUAACUUUACCUUGAAGACCUUCACAGUAUUAUUAGGAAAAAAAAAUCCUUUAUAAUAUCCUAUAUCCUGGAUUCUGUAUUGCAAGAUGCUACAAAAGUAUUUCUCUGCUAGCACAAAGAAGCUAUUCCGGACCAGGCUGCAAUGUUGCACAUUUAUAGUACGCUAACUCUCUGGCUUUUGUUUUCCUUAAAUGAUUGAGAGCAGGUAUUGCCACUUUUGAGUUCAGUUAUGUGUUUCAACUAAAAAGCCUUAAAUCAUCCUUGUCUAAAGUUCAAAGUAAAACUUUUUCUCUUUUUAGCUCAACAGUUGGAAGGAGAGUUUGGGGACCAAAGAGGCACCAACUAAUGUUUGUUUCUGUCUGCUUGCGUUAGGUCUUUGAAACUUCAAAUAUUUGUAAAAUGCUGUCUUACUCCUGAGGUAAUGAAGAGGUUGCAUUUUAACCACUUAUCUUUAUUCAGGAUAAAGUUCAUAUUGCACCACCAGUUUUUAUUUCUGUGACCUGUAUUCCUUAAAACAUACCAUACCUCUCUAUACUUGUGGCCUUGGAUUUUGUUCACGUUUUUGUUGUUGUAAGAUUUGGUGCAUUUUGGGGGGAACUAUUAGUAUUGGUCAAAUACAUGAGCUUUAACUACAACCAGUGUGUAUAUAUGUAUAGUACAUAGAGCCUGCUGUUGUACCAUGUAGCGGUCCAUUGUCUCUAAAACAUUAAAGUGCAGUAUUAUCCUUUUGA